AUGAUCACAGUUGUGGAGCCCAAGUUAACAAAUGCGGAGCUAGAUCACUUUCUAGCUUCUCAAGAUCCUUUGAACAUAGCAUUGGUGUAUAGUGAGGACUUGGUGGAAGAUAAGAAAGUCAAGGAGUGUUUUCACAUACUUGACACUUCUUGUGCAUAUUUACGAGCCAAUCCGCCAUUCAAAGAGUUGGAAAGACCAGAAUCAUGGAAGAAGUUGAAACCAUCUAUUGAGGAGGCUCCGGUUCUUGAGCUGAAGCCACUACCAUCUUAUCUGCACUAUUCUUUCUUGGGCAGUGGUAACACAUUGCCUGUAAUCCUAUUUGCUAAUUUUCGGAUGUCCAGGCAUAAGCUAUUGUCAGAGGAGGAUAGCAAGACCAGCGUCGAAAGUCAGAGAAGGCUGAAUCUAAUCAUGAACGAGGUGCUAAAGAAAGAAGUGAUCAAGUGGCUUGAUAGCUGCUACAACCAGAUUACGAUUGCACCUGAAGAUCAAGAGAAGACCACUUUCAUAUGUCCAUAUGGCACUUUCGCAUUUCAGAGGAUGCCCUUUGGAUUAUGCAAUGCUCCAGUUAUAGAGAAGGAGUUAUGGCCGGUGGUUUACGCCUUUGACAAAUUCAUAUCUUAUUUGGUGGGGAUGAAGGUGAUAGUGUAUACUGAUCACACUAGUGUUCGUUAUUUAUUCACUAAGAAGGAUGUGAAGCCCGGACUUAUUCGUUGGUUGUUGCUCCUACAAGAGUUCGAUAUUGAGAUUCUUAAUCAAAAGGGCAUAGAGAACCAAGUAGCAGAUCACUUGUCGAGACUUGAAUAUCGAGAGCACGUUAAUAAAGAUGUGGUGAUUAAGUAG
Messenger RNA from Lycium barbarum (goji berry), 840 nucleotides. RefSeq lists its product as uncharacterized. NCBI's taxonomy places the organism in Eukaryota, Viridiplantae, Streptophyta, Magnoliopsida, Solanales, Solanaceae. The coding region runs from base 1 to 840 and encodes 279 amino acids. The transcript has 4 exons. The record is from RefSeq and is a predicted model, not a curated record.